Molecule: messenger RNA, 3017 nt
Organism: Tigriopus californicus
Lineage: Eukaryota; Metazoa; Arthropoda; Copepoda; Harpacticoida; Harpacticidae
Product: ankyrin repeat domain-containing protein 27-like
Exons: 1
Coding region: 134-2539 (801 amino acids)
Biological process (GO): early endosome to late endosome transport
Cellular component (GO): early endosome; plasma membrane; tubular endosome
Molecular function (GO): SNARE binding; guanyl-nucleotide exchange factor activity
Source: RefSeq, a predicted model, not a curated record
UCAAAGAAUUGCUCUUAGUCUCGUAUGUAUGUUACCAGGACAAAAACAAAGUCUACUAGUGCCAUGUCUCUAGGACAUUAAGUUGAAAUGAAGUCCUUGCUCAAGUGAUCAUUUGGUUGUGUUUCACUGUCUAAUGGCUGCAUACGACGAGAAUUUAGAGGAAAAUCCCUUCUACAACCACCUCAAAGUCACUUAUCCGGACCUUGUAUCAAAAUGUGUCGAAGAAGAAUGGAUCAUUUGCGUUCCACGACGUUUGGCACUGGGAUCGUUAUCAAUACCAGCUCAGAGACACAUCACCGCACACAUUUUAGUGCCAAAUCCAGAGAUGCCGAACACUCAUUUUACAUCCUUAAACGAUGUCGAGAUUCGUCGAAGGGACUCGAAUUUGGUUGUGAUCGAUGCAAACGGCGAGACGUCGUUGGUGAAGAUAGAUUUUUCAGAAUACUUCUAUGACAAUGACCUUAACAAGUUUAGAGUCUUAUGUGUGAGUGCUCCACUUUGCUCAAACGAGGGCAAGAAAGUAGAUUUAAGCAAAGUUGAGGAACCAAAAAAAUUGGACACCGUUCAAGAAUGCCAAGAUUUUCUUGUGCUUGAAGUUGGGGGGCCUAAAUUGCUUUCAGACUUCGAGCCUUACCUAAAUAAGCUAAAGAGUGAAGUCUUACAACUGAAUCAAGAUUUCUCAAUCAGACUGAUCCACAGGAUAUUUCAAGAGUUGUGCUCAGAGACUGUCCAACAUGUAAUACGCUUCUUCCCCAAAUUUCAAGCUUCCUCGGCGUUGAAAACCGCUAUUGAAACAUACCUCUACUCUCAGUUGAAUACGUUUUUUCUUGACCAGAUUCUGCUUCAUAACUUGGAAGAGCAGGAAGCUUUUAAUGUUGCUCUGCGAGGAUUGUCUUACAUCCCUCCAAAGAUCAUUUGCACUGGCUCUUCGCACUUCGCUCCGAAUUUGGCCAAAUCAAGUCACAUCCUGUCCAAGUUGCGCUUUCAAAGUACUCCCAAGGAUAAAACAUUGUUACUCCAAGAUUGUUUCGACUCUUUGCUUGAGACUGAUGUUGAGGACGAUGUUAUCGCGGCUGAUGAUCUUCUUCCUGCAGUUGUCUACUCAAUCAUCGCCUCAGAUGUCCCUGACUGGAUUGGUCAAAUUGGAGUCAUCAAGAUGAAACCUCCUGAGGAGUACAAAUUUGUCGAUCCCAAAAUGAGCUACACUGUGACCACGUUUGAAGCUGCUCUAGAACAUAUCAAGGGUAUUGAUCUGUGUGACAUUCACCGGAGGUCUUUCGAAAGACUCAUUUUGGAUUGCCAUCAAGACGUCUUUCGCUUGGUUUUGCAAGACAAGUUCGAAGAGCUCAGAAAAAGAUUAUUACUCCGAAACCGAAAUCAGCACUCUGUUGAAACAGAGUCACUGCAUCAUCCUCUCUGCGAUUGCAAGGAAUGUGAUCAAUCCGAUGAUGGGAGCGUCCAAGAAUUGAUGGUUGACACCAUUGGCCCAAAAGGCAUGACUCUGCUACAUUUUGCGUGUGCUCUUAGGAAACCGUUGAUUGUGGAGCUCUUGAUCUCGCUAGGGGCUCAAGUGGAUGUCCCCGACUCAUCUGGAAUGACCGCUCUUCAUUUGUCAGCUAAAUUAGGACAUCAAAACGCGCUACUACUCUUGCUUCAUGCGGGUGCGGAUGUCAACCGGACAUGUUUGUCCGGUUAUUCCCCCUUACAUUGGGCAUGUCUUCAAGGUCAUGAUUCUUGUGUCAAAGCUCUCAUAUACUAUUGUGAACACCGAUCUAUUGCAUUGGAUUUGAAUGCUACCAAUGGGUUAGGCAAUGCCCCUCUCCACCUAUGUGCCAAAUGGGGCUUUUCCAAAGCUGUCCGCCUCCUGAUCGAAUAUCAUGCCGAACGAAGCAUUUUGAACCAAGAUCAAGACUCUCCCUUGGAUGUGGCCCAAAACUCAAACAUUAGAGCAAUGCUUCAAAGUCCCGCGGACAACAACGACCUCAACUACUUCAAAAGUCCGACUACGUCAAUGCAAAUCGAAAAAAAGAAUCAAAACCUUAAGCUGUUUAAGGCUGUCCGUGCUGGUGAAUCUGCGCUCGUGUUUCGUCUUCUUCAAGAGCGAUUGAAAAGUCAUGUCCCUAUGAGGUCUUCUUUGUUAAUGUAUGACAAACAAGGCCUCAGUUUACUGCACGCCGCAGUCAAAAGUCAUAACCAAGAGGUCGUUCGAAGACUGGUCGAGAUGGGUGUGCCUGUCCUUGUUCAUGCCCAAAGCUCAGGAAUGACUCCUCUUCAUUUGGCAGCGCUGAAUAACGACCAAAAAGUGGUUGAACUUCUCUGUCGGCAAGUUUCUGCCAAAGGCUUGAAUGCGCAAGACAAAUUGGGAAAUACCUGCCUUCAUUAUUGUGUGGAAAGUGGUGAUGUCGAAAUCAUGUCUCACUUACUUUCCAAGGGCGCUUCUCCGUAUCUUAAGAACUUUUCUGGACUCUGCCCUUACGACAUGGCCACGAAAUCUGGCAAUGUGAAGAUCACCAACUUGAUUCAAAAGUUCGAAAACUAAAUGUUUAAUUCAGUCCAAAUAAAAGAUGGAAAAAUAAACAAUGUUAGCCAAAUCAAAUGCAUAUGUUCGUGGAAAUCAAGUUUUAAGCUGUUUUCUUGAAUUCUUCACAACAUUCCAAGUAGGAAUCCAAGCCACCCACAUCAAAUCUCUUGGAAACUGAGAGACUUUUGACGAGAUUUCUCUCGACCAAAAACUUUAAAAAGUUUCCCGUAGCAUCUCGGGCUUUCAGCGGACCAUUCUUGGUCUCUUUCAAGAAUUCUUCAAUUUCAUGGAGGUGUUCCUGAUGAAUGAGAUAAAAGCAAGGUGAUUGCUUGCGAGAAGCUGUCGUUGAGGGGUCAGGUUUCUCCAAAAAGGAGACAACUCGGCCAGUGGCAUCAGUUUCGAUGAUGCCAUGUUUAUGUACACGUUCCUCAGGACACGGGCAAUCCACAAUCAGGGAGCACGGUUGAUCCUGAUCACUGCCAUUUUCCUCCUGAAA